CAUUCAUUAAUUAAGUCAACUGCAGAGCGCAUGCUCAAAAGAAUAAAGUUACAGAGUGUAGUGUUAACAAUUUAACGAUGAGUGAUAGAAGGCUAUUUGCACAGCAUUAUGCACCUUUUAUGGAGUGGUUGUGCAGUUUAACUGAACCACUGGAUCAAUUUAGCUUGCUACCACCGCUGGAAGACGAUGAACCUGAAGAGACCGACGAAACGUUAGAUGAUCUGGAAGAUAUCCUCACUAUGGAGGAGUUCGACGACAUUUUGUUUGAUUUAAUCGACGGUGACAUUAACGGGCUUCCACCCGUAGCGUGUCCGUUGGCAAUUUGUCCCAGGGUUGGAAAUGUCUCUCAUUGUUCUCCUCCGCCGACAGAACCAUUUCAUCUACCAUCAACGCUAGAAUCAAACACUGCUGCUGACAAGCAACCGUUGCAUGUGGCACCGCUGAGUAUUGCAGCAGCACCGCCAACUAAGUUGCCCGAAUGGUUAGUGAAUGCGGAAACAUUCGACGAUCCAACACAUCAGCUUAGCCUGAUCGAAGUGCAAGAUUGCAAUGCAAAUCGCGUGGAGCUACUGUACCUGCACGUUGGUGAGGUGGUAGAAGAUUCGCAAAGCGCAACGAGCAUGCAGAAUAACGCUAUGCCGACUGUCGAUUCGGUAAGCAACCCCGAGCUUGAAAGCACAAACCCGAAGAUACCGCCGCGCGUUCUGACAUCCCAGAACGUGGAGCCAACUGGCGUGAUGUCUAUUGAGGAGUGGUCGCUAAACACUGGCUACGAGACUUACGCUAGUAACAACACUGGUUUUUCGCUAGUAAACGAAAAACUUCGAAACCAUUUGUACAAAUUAUCCACAAUUAAUGUUCCGGUGCUGGAAAGCGCGCCUCCGUCGGGUGCAAAGGCAGCGGUAAAAUCUCGUCGAAAGCAAACGCUAGUUUCACAUAGAAAUAUUGCGGAACCAAUGGCAACUCAACACGAGGCAACUGUGAACACAGAGUUACCAGUCCAGGUAUCUACUGGGAAUACCGUAACGCUGAUAGAUGCUGGAGGCGUGGGUGCAGAUUGCUCAGCACCCUUCACCGUGCCAACAGCAAGCACGUCUAGUCCUGGAACUGACAAUCAACUAAACAACGGCACAAGCCCUCGGAUACUUUUGCGUAAUCGGAAACAUGCAAACAACUAG
This is a messenger RNA of Anopheles moucheti, 1178 nucleotides long. RefSeq lists its product as uncharacterized. The record is from RefSeq and is a predicted model, not a curated record. Bases 78 to 1178 code for a protein of 366 amino acids. Lineage: Eukaryota; Metazoa; Arthropoda; Insecta; Diptera; Culicidae. The transcript has 2 exons.